This is a messenger RNA of Panthera uncia (snow leopard), 1714 nucleotides long. RefSeq names its product interleukin 1 receptor type 2 (gene IL1R2). The transcript has 9 exons. Bases 205 to 1446 code for a protein of 413 amino acids. Lineage: Eukaryota; Metazoa; Chordata; Mammalia; Carnivora; Felidae. Gene Ontology annotation, molecular function: interleukin-1, type II, blocking receptor activity; interleukin-1 binding. The record is from RefSeq and is a predicted model, not a curated record.
CAGCACCAUAAGCCAGAGGGUGCUCCCCGGUAAGGAGGGAAAAGGUGUGUUCACAGCCACUCAGUCAGAGAGAGUGACACAAGCCCUAUUAGGAAAUCCCUGGAGGACGAGGAUAUAAAUCCCUGCCUGGACUGCUGAGUUUCCACUGAAGGUAAAAGUUGGGCCUGGCAGCCUUCCCCAGGCGAGAAGCAACAAAGUCAAAGAAUGCAGGGCUGCAGAUUAGGGGGUGCUGAACCUGAGAUCACCUCCCGUGUCCUUCAGAAGUUGCUGGAAACAAUGUUUGUCUUGUACGUGUUGAUAAUCUGCGUUUAUUCCUUCACCGUUCAGCCUGAGGAACACACAGUGGCUGCAGGAAACUGCCAGUUUCUUGGCAAGCAUUUCAAAACUGACUUCAAAGUGGAAGGGGAGCCUGUGGUCCUGAAGUGCCCCCAGGUGCAGUAUUGGUUGUGGGAGUCUGUCAGCCCCCACGUCAAUGUGACAUGGCAUAAAAAUGAUUCUGCUAGAACGAUUCCAGGGGAAGAAGAGACACGAAUGUGGGUCCAGGAUGGUGCUCUCUGGAUCUUGCCAGCCUUGCAAGAGGACUCUGGCACCUACCUCUGCACUGUCAGAAACACAUCUUACUGUGAUGAAAUGUCCACUGAGCUCAGGGUUUUUGAGAAGACAGAAGCUUCCCUGCCUUUCAUAUCAUACCCGCAAAUUCUUACGUUGUCAACCUCUGGGUCCUUAGUUUGCCCUGAGCUGAGUGAAUUCAUCCGUAACAAAAUGGACAUGAAGAUUCAGUGGUACAAGGAUUCUGUCCUUUUGGAUCAAGACAAUGAGAAGUUUCUAAGUGUGAGGGGAACCUCUCGCUUACUCAUACAUAAUGUGUCUGUGGAGGAUGCGGGUUAUUACAGCUGUGCCAUGACAUUCGCCCACGAAGGCAUGCAGUACAACGUGACUAGGAAUAUUGAACUACGUGUCAACAAAAAAGAAGAGGAGACAAUUCCUGUGAUUAUCUCCCCCCACCAGACCAUCUUAGCUUCGCUGGGGUCAAGAUUGACAAUCCCAUGUAAGGUGUUUCUGGGAGCUGGCACACAUUCGACCACCAUGCUGUGGUGGAUGGCCAACACCACCAGCAUAGAGAGUGCGUACCAGGGAGGCCGUGUAACCGAGGGGCAGCGCCAGGAAUACUCGGAAAAUAACGAGAACUACAUUGAAGUGCCACUGAUUUUUGAUCCAGUCAUAAGAGAGGAUUUGAACACAGGUUUUAAAUGCGUUGUGCGCAACACACUGAGUACUCAGAUGCUACGUACCACGGUCAAAGAAGCUGCCACAUUCUCCUGGGGGAUUGCGCUGGCCCCCCUCUCCUUGGUCUUCUUGGUUUUGGUGGGAAUAUGGAUGCACAGACGGUAUAAACACAGAACUGGAAAAACAUAUGGUUUGACCACGUUAAAGACUGGCCCUUAAGAUUUUCAAUCUUACGUGAGUGAAAUAAAGGCAAUAAAACAAUUCAAAUCCAAGCGAUAUCCUUUUUCAUGGAAGUGGCUUGACCUUUUCGAAGAUAGUGCUCUUCCUCAGUUUAACAGAGCUGCUGUGUUUAUGGUGAAGCCCUAAAGAAAGAAUGUGAUGUUUAUCCUGAAGCUGAAUGACAGGAGGAAGUGUGCAUGUGGGCGGGUGAGUAGCUCCCUGCCACUUGUGACCGUUUAAAAGAGUGAGGUGCCCCCAGGCCUGAAUU